ACUAUUCGCGUCCGUAUGCCUGAUCAUACAAUUGUUCAAGCUGUAUUCUAUUCAAAAGAGAAGGGUAUAUGUUCAAUUGAUAUAACAAUCGCAACAGACUCACUUAACUGACAUAUUAUGUCUACUUUCGGAUGGUAUUAGUCUCUGCAUUAUACGGUCUUGUCCGUAGUCUUUUAGAAACGCCGGAGCGUAAAUUUGUUCUAUGUUUACCACCAAGAGCAAAGUUAGUGGAACCGAAUAUUACCUUAUAUAAAGCAGGUUUAGCACCUGCUUCCAAUGUUUUAUUCGGAUGGAUUGAGAAGGGAAGUAAAGGUGAUAAUGCUUUGAGGAAAGAAUAUCUAGACAUGAAAGAAGAGUUGACACAUGUUUCGUCAUCUCAAUCCCUUGCAUCAAGCAUUUCCUCUCCUAAAAUUUCCAGUUCGUCUAACAGUUCAACUUCACAAACCAAAACAUCUAAACCCAUUCCAAAAUGGUUGCAAAAAGGGUUGUUUAAUAAAAAAUAACGUAUUUUUGGCUUUGUUUGCCAUGCUUAUCUCAUCGUAUUUUCGUAAUACAAUAGUCAAUUAUUAUACUCUACUGCAACGCUUUUUUCUUCUCAAUGUGAUUUCUGAACAUAAGUAGAGUAACU
Mycotypha africana is the source of this 628-nucleotide messenger RNA. RefSeq lists its product as uncharacterized. NCBI's taxonomy places the organism in Eukaryota, Fungi, Mucoromycota, Mucoromycetes, Mucorales, Mycotyphaceae. The transcript is spliced from 2 exons. The record is from RefSeq and is a predicted model, not a curated record. The coding region runs from base 132 to 503 and encodes 123 amino acids.